AUGAACAACAAGCCCCUAUACAAACAAAAAUGUCAUCACGUUCCCAUGAGCAAGCACUGGCCGCCCUGCUAUCCCAACUUGCUCUCUCCUUCGACGGAGCAAUUCUCGGGGCAGCUCUUGCCUACGCCGCCGUACGUGCAAUUCUCAAUUACACUGCAAAUUCCAAAUCCCUUGCCAAAAUCAGCAAGGCACCCACUCUUUCCGUCUCCGACCUCCGAUCGCUCCUUCAAAAUCACGAUCAAGACCACCAGGACCAUGAGCAUAACCUCGUAAUUGUCAAAGGAAUCGUUGAGGCUAAAUCAGCCGUUGAAUGGACAUGGAAGGAGAGCUUUAGACCCCCUAAGGUCUUGCUUUCUCAUAAUUCUGCUUAUAAGGCGGUUAUUCUUCAAAAAACUCAAACUUGUAUAUACAACGAAUGGAAGGGCUUUUUAGGAUGGACUUCCGAGUUGCGGGCUAUCUUUGGCAGAUCUUUGAAAGAACAAGAAACAACCUUAUUAAGAACGGUUCCUUUUAUACUAGUUGAAGGUGCUCAAUGGCCACGGUCUGAUUAUGUUAUCGUGAACAUGGUCGGAUCAGCACACCCCCUACCUCUUACAACUGUUUAUCAUCAGUUGCAACGCAUUGCUGCUUCUCGUUAUACAUUCAUUCAGGCACUUUUUGGUCAUGAAUACCCUGUUGGGGUGCUUCACGAGGAGAAAAUCCUGCCAUUAGGGAAGUGUAUCAGUGCUGUUGGCAUUUGCAAUUCUAAAAAAGGAAUUCCUGAGAUAAAAUCUUGCAAGGAUCUUCCCUAUUUUCUGGCUGACAUUACCAAAGAUCAAAUGGUGGCAGAUCUUGCCUUCAAGGCGAAAAUACAGCUAUGGAGUGGUAUUGUUCUUGGUUCACUUUCAAUUGGGGUCCUUGGCUUCGCUGUUAUGAGGAACUGGAAUAAAUGGCAAGCGUGGAGGCAAAGACACUCUCACCUGCCGAACCAUACUACCAUUGAUGCAGAUGUCUCUCGGAUUGAUGAAGAUGAAGCAGGAGAUGUGCCAGAUGGACAGUUGUGUGUGAUCUGCUUAACGAGGAGAAGGCGAUCUGCAUUCAUUCCCUGUGGGCAUCUUGCAUGCUGUCAUUUCUGUGCUAUAUCAGUUGAAAGUGAGGUAUCCCCCAAAUGCCCUCUCUGUAGGCAGGCAAUCCGAAAUUCUAUCAGGGUUUUUGAAUGUUGAGUGACAGAGAAUUACUGUUUUAUGUAACAUAACGCUGUAUGAAGAGUAUAUCUAUGGUAUAGAAGGUAGCUCAAUUAAUUUCCA
Messenger RNA from Populus trichocarpa (black cottonwood), 1286 nucleotides. Its product is annotated as E3 ubiquitin-protein ligase SPL2. The record is from RefSeq and is a predicted model, not a curated record. The transcript has 6 exons. Lineage: Eukaryota; Viridiplantae; Streptophyta; Magnoliopsida; Malpighiales; Salicaceae. Gene Ontology annotation, biological process: protein ubiquitination; organelle organization. Gene Ontology annotation, molecular function: ubiquitin-protein transferase activity. The coding region runs from base 30 to 1202 and encodes 390 amino acids.